GAGAUACCAUUUAUCCUUUAUUACCCAAUAGCGAUCUCUCCAGGCAGUGGGCAGAUUCUCCCCAGGGGCAGGUGGGGCAGUUGGUUGCGUGGACUCCAGGCUGUACAAUGGGGCCUGUUCUCCUUGUUCUCUUUCUAACUGGCCUGGAUCUGGUUUGGUCUGAUUCCUCUGGAGACUCUUGUCUAGAAAGCUUCUCUGAGGGCAAACAGGACUUUGUGUUGGACCUGAAUGAUUCUGUGAGCAGUGGGGCCACCUUCCUGUCCUCUCCCAACCUGUCCAACCUCAGGGACUGCAAAGCAGCUUGCUGCAGGACUCUGGGCUGUAACCUGGUUCUGGUCCAACCUGGACACAGAGAUGAAGACACAAUCCACUCCUGUUUCCUCCUGAACUGUGUCUACCAGCAAGAGUUUGUCUGUAAGUUCUCCAGGAAGCAGGGUCUGGUCAGCUAUGUCACCAUGGGGGUCCAGGAGGCCCUUCUAACCAGGAGGAACCAGCUGGAAGGUGACGAUGACCCUCCGCUAGCCAGGGUGAGCCGUGAUGUGAAGACACAACCUUUACAAACUGUGACUCUGAGUGGCAUUGAGAGUUGGGACAAGGAGGGAAUCGCGGACUACAAAUGGAUUCUGCUGGAUGGGGACCCUGCUGUAGUUAUGGAGCGAAUAGAUGAUGAGCCGUAUUUACUGAUCGUGUCAAACCUAGAAAGAGGUCAAUAUAUUAUUGAACUGAUCGUCACUGACACGUCUUCACAGACCGGCUCGGCCACCACCACCAUUACCGUCCUGUCGAAGGAGGAAACCGAAGAAUACUGUCUCGCUCCCAUGAAGGUUGGGAGGUGCAGGGCCAAAUUUAUGCGUUGGUAUUAUGACCCGGAGACCAACGACUGUAAAGAGUUCACUUAUGGUGGCUGCAAGCCGAACAAGAACAACUACGUCCGGAAGGAGGACUGUUUACAAAGCUGCCGAGAUGUACCAGAGCAAUCCCAUAAGGAGAGCAGACGGCUGAAUCCAGUAUGCGAUGGACACUGUCUCCGGACGCAGUUCCAGUGUGCCGAUGGCUGCUGUAUCAAUGCCGCCUUGGAGUGCGAUGAUACGCCAGACUGCAGUGACCAAUCCGAUGAGGCGUCUUGUGAGAACUAUGAUAAAGGGUUCAAGACUCUGCAAUUAUGGGACGAUCCGAACAAUAAAGCCCGCUGUGUGGAAUUUCCGGACACUGGUUCCUGCCGUGCCAGUUUCUCUCGUUGGUACUAUGACCCGGAAUCCAUGACGUGUAUGGCCUUCACUUAUGGUGGUUGUGGUGGCAAUGGCAACAACUUUAAAUCAGAACGUGACUGUUUAAGAUAUUGCACAGGAAUUUCUGAUCGUGACAUUUUUGAUAAAAGCCAUUUAGACCCAGAGGCUCGUGAGGCCGGUUCAGGCUCGGUUGAAGUGGCGAUUGCCGUGUUUCUUGGGAUCUGUAUUCUUAUUGUCCUAGCGGUGAUUGGUUACUGCUACAUGAAGAAGAAGAAGGCCAGUCACCGACGGCAGCCAAACGUGAACAAUUCUGCCGUCUUGAACACCGAAGACACAGAGCAUCUCGUGUACAAUCGGACCACCAAACCAGUCUGAACCCAAACAUUGUUCAUUACGUGAAUUAUUCAAUGACUUCACUCCUGCAAGCGAUUCAGUAUCUGCAAGAACGACACGUGUGUUUUACCGCUCGUCCUCCGUGUUCCUUAUCAGCUGCCGCAGGGAAACGAUGGCACCACGGAGGUUGAAUUGGUGGCUCCAGCGAUCGUAAUCUUUCCUGAUUUUAGAAUAUAAUGUACAUUUUAUUUUUAAUAUUGCAAUAUAAGACGUCAAUAAAACAAGCAGAGAUCCCCAGUCUGGAAGAAGAAUUGACAUCGGAGGGAAGUGGACGGGUUCUUACUGGUAAAUUAUAAUGGGGUAACACGUUCCCUUCAGCUUACUUCCAAUAACAGGGGGAAAUGUUAUGGUCUCAAAACAAUCUGCUUGGGCAGAAACUAAGGGGGAGGGGGCAACUGUUUUCUUUUUCUUUUUUAUUAUUUUUUUCUUAAGAAUGUUUGACAUUUUUUGUAACCUUGGUGUGUAAGUAGCUUUAUUGUAUGGAAGUAUAAUGUUUGUGAUAAUAGAUGAUUUGUAGAAUUGCACUGAUUUUUGUUUUUUAUGUAAACUGCCGCAGAGACUUUAAUGUGUUGGGGGAGAAUUAUAAAUGUGGUCGGGCAUUCACCUGAAGCAAAUAUUCGGGAUUCCAUCGGUUCCCAUGGUGAUCGCCCAACGUUUCUAUACAUCUGUUCCAAAAUGCCCAUUUUUUUUAUUUUCAUUUUUUUCAAACUGAGCCUAUAUUAAUAUUUUCCAUAAAUUAAAUUCGUACAGAUUGAUCUUA
This is a messenger RNA of Pelobates fuscus (common spadefoot toad), 2382 nucleotides long. RefSeq names its product serine peptidase inhibitor, Kunitz type 1 (gene SPINT1). Gene Ontology annotation, cellular component: plasma membrane. Gene Ontology annotation, biological process: epithelium development; epidermis development; extracellular matrix organization. The transcript has 10 exons. Lineage: Eukaryota; Metazoa; Chordata; Amphibia; Anura; Pelobatidae. Bases 108 to 1604 code for a protein of 498 amino acids. The record is from RefSeq and is a predicted model, not a curated record. Gene Ontology annotation, molecular function: protein binding; serine-type endopeptidase inhibitor activity.